AUUUCAUAUUACCUGUUACACGUAAAAACCAAAACUAGUGGGCACAAUUCUUGGUUGUCUUUUUUUUUUUUUUUUAUUUCCCUUACGUUGUAUCUAAUCUUCCUAAGCCAAUGUCCCGUUGCAUCCAAAUACAAACAAAAUCCAUGCCAGCAUCGAAACCUGUGCUCAAACAACACAUGAUGGAGCAGAACAACAGAGUUCCAAGAAUUCAUGAAUUCUCUUCACCACCUUCCCCUCCCUUUUUUUCCUGCAUCGUUGCUCUUUCCAUCGCAGCACUGAUUUUCAUGUUCUUCUACGUUUUCUCACCCAUUGUUUCUGCAGCCAUUCUUCUUCUCCUUUGCGUCACCACCCUCUUCCUUUGCAGGUUCACACAAACAUUCUCUUUUCAUGCACACACCCCACCCAAAAACCACAGGGUCGUCAAAAUUUUCAAUAACCUUUUCUGGGUCGUUGAAGAGAAAAGAAGGGGCCAAACGCAACAAGUAAAGAAGCUUCUCGGAUCUAUCGUAUGCUUCGGAAACCAAACAUUGCUUUCAGGGAGUGAAUGUGCGAUUUGCUUGGAAGAGUUCAAGAAUGGAGAAGAGUGUGUUGUGUUUUCAGUUUGUGGGCACAUUUUUCAUUGUGAUUGUAUCAAACACUGGUUAGAGGAAAAACCCACUUGUCCAAAUUGUCGUCUCUGUGUGGCAUCUUCAGCCACCGUCUUCAGAAGAAGAAGCAUAGAGUUUUCGGAAGAUUUAGUGUAAUGUGUGAAAGUUUUUUAGAACAUUUUUUUCUGAGGAAUCACAGUAAAAAUUAGACAUUAGUGACGUGUUCAUUGAUUGCACAGUUUGAACUAUA
Vigna unguiculata (cowpea) is the source of this 837-nucleotide messenger RNA. RefSeq names its product putative E3 ubiquitin-protein ligase ATL44. The record is from RefSeq and is a predicted model, not a curated record. NCBI's taxonomy places the organism in Eukaryota, Viridiplantae, Streptophyta, Magnoliopsida, Fabales, Fabaceae.